Oryzias latipes (Japanese medaka) is the source of this 2113-nucleotide messenger RNA. RefSeq names its product SNW domain containing 1 (gene snw1). Gene Ontology annotation, cellular component: spliceosomal complex. The record is from RefSeq and is a predicted model, not a curated record. NCBI's taxonomy places the organism in Eukaryota, Metazoa, Chordata, Actinopteri, Beloniformes, Adrianichthyidae. Gene Ontology annotation, biological process: mRNA splicing, via spliceosome.
AUGGUUUGAUAUGUAUUAGAGCUUAGAAUUGUCAAACCUGGCAACCUUCUUCUCUUUUUCGCUUACGGCCUGUUCUUGCGCAUGCUCACUUCAUAGUUCAGGAAGAAAGGAAAAUGUCUCUGACGAGCUAUUUACCGGCACCGACCCAGCUGUCUCAGGACCAGCUGGAAGCAGAAGAGCGGAUUCGGACCCAGAAAUCCUAUUCCACUGCGCUGGUUGCGUCCCGUAAAGAACCCCCUCCUUACGGACACAGAAAAGGCUGGGUUCCGCGUGCAUUUGAGGACUUCGGAGAUGGCGGGGCUUUUCCAGAGAUUCACGUGGCCCAGUUUCCUCUGGAGAUGGGCAGGAAGAAGAAGACCUCUAACGCCCUGGCAGUUCAAGUGGACGCAGAAGGGAAAAUCAAAUAUGAUGCCAUUGCCAGACAAGGACAGGCUAAGGAUAAGGUGAUUUACAGCAAGUACACUGAUCUGCUCCCAAAAGAAGUUCUUAAUGAAGACGCUUCAGGCCUUCAGAAGCCGGAUGAGGAGGCUGUAGAAGAGUUGACUGAGAAGACUCGGGCCGCUCUACAAAAGCAGGUGUCGCAAAAGAUUGCUGCAGCCAUGCCUGUCCGGGCCGCCGACAAACUCGCUCCUGCACAAUAUAUCAGGUACACGCCGUCCCAGCAAGGCGUGGCUUUUAACUCGGGGGCUAAACAGAGGGUGAUCCGGAUGGUGGAAAUGCAGAAAGACCCCAUGGAACCUCCUCGCUUUAAAAUCAACAAAAAGAUUCCUCGAGGGCCUCCGUCGCCCCCGGCACCCGUCAUGCACUCCCCCAGCAGAAAGAUGACAGUCAAGGAGCAGCAGGAGUGGAAGAUUCCUCCUUGCAUCUCCAACUGGAAAAACGCUAAGGGCUACACAAUCCCUUUGGACAAACGUCUAGCUGCAGACGGAAGGGGUCUGCAAACCGUUCACAUCAACGAAAACUUCGCCAAGCUGGCCGAGGCCCUUUACAUUGCUGAUAGAAAGGCUAGAGAGGCAGUGGAGAUGCGGGCCCAGGUGGAGAAGAAGAUUGCUCAAAAGGAAAAAGAAAAGAAGGAGGAGAAGCUGAGGGAUUUGGCUCAAAAGGCUCGAGAACAAAGGGCAGGAAUCAAAAAUCAACAUGACAAAGGUGACGAGGACGCCGAGGCCGGCGAGCGCGACAUGAUCCGCCAUGACAAAAGAAAAGAGAGGCAGCACAACAGGAACAUCUCCAGAGCUGCUCCGGAUAAGAGGUCAAAGCUGCAGCGAGAUCAAGACCGAGACAUCAGUGAGCUGAUCGCUCUGGGCAAACCCAACCCUCGGAUCUCUAACGAGGCUCAGUACGAUCAGCGGCUCUUCAACCAGAAUAAGGGUAUGGACAGCGGCUUCGCUGGCGGUGAAGACGAGACGUACAAUGUGUACGACCAGCCGUUCCACGGCGCCAGAGACAUGGCCUCCAACAUCUACAGGCCCAGCAAGAACAUCGAUAAAGAUACCUACGCUGAUGACUUUGACUCACUAAUGCGACACAACAGGUUUGCUCCAGACAAAGAGUUCUCUGGUGCCGAUCAUGGACAGAGGCGAGAAGGCCCGGUCCAGUUUGAGGAGGAUCCUUUCGGUCUGGACAAAUUCUUGGAGCAGGCGAAGCAGCACGGCGGCUCCAAAAGGCCGUCCACCAGCAACCGCUCCAAAGACGACUACCAUGACAAGAAACGCAGGAAGGAGUGAGAGCGCCAUUCACAGCACGGGAUGAAAUGUGUAAAGUUGUCUUUUUAAGGAAAAGAAAAAGAGGUUUUUGUUUUUUUUUUUGUAUGAGAGAAUUUAAAAGCUUCUGUAGAAUCGAUUCCAUUUUCCCCGCCACAGAUUUCCCAGUUUGAUCCGUAUGGUCACAAAAACUGCAGCAGAUGUGCAUCAGCUUGUUAAAAUCAGCUUCACAAAACGGCAAACUGCAGCAGCAGAAACCUUUAUUGUUACUGUUAAAUAGCUUGUUUUCCUCCCAUUUUGCUCUACUUUUUAUUAGCCGUUUUAUUUAAGCCCUUUGUGUUUUUGAGCAUAACAUACAUGGACCGUAUGGAGAUCAUAAACAAAUCCUAAUAAAUCCUGUACAUGGAACAGAC